GGCCGGAGAAGGCUGGACCCCGCCGCCGUGAGGCGCGGCGCCCGCCCGGACCCAGCAUGUAGUGCCGGGCGGCUGCCAUGAACCGCGGCGCCAUGAGGAUCCACAGCAGAGGGCCGUUCCAGGGUGGAAUCCAAGUCAAAAAUGAAAAGAACAGAUCAUCUCUGAAAUCUCUUAAAAGUAAUAACAGAUCAGAAAAAUCCAAAUAUAAGCCACUCUGGGGAAAAGUAUUUUACCUUGACUUACCUUCUGUCACCAUAUCUGAAAAACUCCAAAAGGACAUAAAGGACCUAGGAGGGCGAGUUGAAGAAUUUCUCAGCAAAGAUAUCAGUUAUCUCAUUUCAAAUAAAAAGGAAGCAAAAUUUGCACAAACACUCAGUCGAAUUUCUCCUGUACCGAGUCCAGAAUCUGCAUAUGCUGCAGAAACCACUUCACCUCAUCCCAGUCAUGAUGGAAGUUCAUUUAAGACUCCAGACACAAUGUGUUUAAGCAGAGGAAAAUUAUUAGUUGAAAAAGCCAUCAAGGAUCAUGACCUUAUUCCUUCGAAUAGUAUAUUAUCAAAUGCCUUAUCAUGGGGAGUAAAAAUUCUUCAUAUUGAUGAUAUUAGAUGCUACAUUGAACAAAAGAAAAAAGAGCUGUACUCACUCAAGAAAUCAAGUACUUCUGUUAGAGAUGUGGGGAAAGAUGUUAAUAUUGGAACACAAAAAACAAGAACAGGAAGACUCAAAAAGCCUUUUGUAAAAGUAGAAGAUAUAAGCCAACUUUAUAGGCCAUUUUAUCUUCAGCUGGCCAAUAUGCCUAUAAUAAACUAUUCUGUUCAGAAACCUUGCAGUCCAUUUGAUGCAGAUAAGCCGUCUAGCAUCCAAAAGCAAACUCAGGUUAAACUAAGAAUCCAAACAGAUGGCGACCAAUGUGGUGGAACCCCAAUUCAAAUCCCAUUGAAAGAGAAGAAAAAAAAAGGAUAUUGUGAAUGUUGCUUACAGAAAUAUGAAGACCUUGAAACUCACCUUCUCAGUGAGCAGCACAGAAACUUUGCAGAGAGUAACCGUUAUCAAGUUGUUGAUGAUAUUGUGUCAAAAUUAGUUUUUGAUUUUGUGGAACUUGAAAAAGAUACACCCAAAAAGAAAAGAAUAAAAUACAGUGUUGGAUCCCUUUCACCUGUUUCUUCAAACAUGCAGAAAAAGACUGAACCAAAAGAAAGACUAGCACCACAACAUAUUUCUCAGAAAGAUUUCAGGGAAUAUAAUGUACAAAUGAUUAAGCAAACUUUUGUGGUUGAAGAAACCCAGGAACCCAAAGAACAGCUUGUGUUUAUUUCAGAACCCAUCCCCUACCCUUCAAAUGAAUCGAAAAGACUGAAUGAGAAAAUGAUUAAUGAAUGUUCCAUGUUAAAUGCAGCUGAAAAUGACACAAAACAGAAUUUUACACAGCUACCUCCAUGUGAAAAAAACAACCAGGAAUGCCUUCUUGAUAUUUGUGAACAUGAACUAACUAUAAAUGAAAAUAACUUAGAAGCACUAAGGGUAGAUCACUGUCCUAGUAGUUUACAGACAUCUGUACAAGUUUCUCAUUUCAAAAUGGGUAAUAAUGUAUCCCAUCCAAAACAAAAGUCAGAUACUAUGCUUUUUCCCGCAAAAGAUCUAAAGGAAAAGGAUCUUCAUUCAAUAUUUGGUCAUGAUUCUGGUCUGUUAACAACAAACAGUUCAAAAGAACACCUAACAGUAAACACAAAAAUUCCAUCCUGUCAUCCUCCUGAGGAACUCAAUGAAUGUGACAUCAAGAAUGUGGAUAAUUUACCUUCUAACAAGAUCUGCCGAAAAGUGAGAAUAUUAUUAGGACGAAAUAAAAAAGAAAAUCUGGAGCCAAAUGCUGAAUCAGAUAAGAAAAGGACUGAAUUUCUUAUUACUCAAGAAGAAAACAAAAUUUGUAGUUCACCGGUACAGUCCCUACUGGAUUUAUUUCAGACUAGUGAAGAGAAAUCAGAGUUUUUGGGUUUUACAAGCUAUACUGAAAACAGUGGUAUAGGCAAUGUUUUGGAUAUUUGGGAAGAGGACAAUUCAAAUAAUCUGUUGUCAGCAUUUUUCUCUUCUCCUUCAACUUCUACAUUUACUGGCUUCUAAUUUUUUAAAAAUAUAUUCAUAAAUGAUAAGGUUCAUAUUCUUAAAAUUUUUAUAAAUCUUAGGAUGUUUUGCUAAUUUUGUUUACAGAACCAUAUUUAAAUGUUAAUAAAGGUGAUGUUUGCAAUUGUUCAUGGAAUUGAAUAUCUGUUAUAUAAAAAUAAACUUGAAUCAUUUUACUGUG
Chinchilla lanigera (long-tailed chinchilla) is the source of this 2298-nucleotide messenger RNA. RefSeq names its product DBF4 zinc finger (gene Dbf4). Bases 78 to 2117 code for a protein of 679 amino acids. Gene Ontology annotation, molecular function: zinc ion binding; protein serine/threonine kinase activator activity; nucleic acid binding. Gene Ontology annotation, biological process: positive regulation of nuclear cell cycle DNA replication; regulation of cell cycle phase transition. Lineage: Eukaryota; Metazoa; Chordata; Mammalia; Rodentia; Chinchillidae. The record is from RefSeq and is a predicted model, not a curated record. The transcript has 12 exons. Gene Ontology annotation, cellular component: Dbf4-dependent protein kinase complex; nucleus.